Messenger RNA from Cheilinus undulatus (humphead wrasse), 2283 nucleotides. RefSeq names its product tuftelin 1a (gene tuft1a). Gene Ontology annotation, biological process: intracellular signal transduction. The transcript has 12 exons. Gene Ontology annotation, cellular component: intracellular anatomical structure. The record is from RefSeq and is a predicted model, not a curated record. Lineage: Eukaryota; Metazoa; Chordata; Actinopteri; Labriformes; Labridae. Bases 163 to 1317 code for a protein of 384 amino acids.
GAGCGGUGAGCAGACACCGGCCUGAGGGAGAGGAGUGAUAACGGCAGCGGUAGAUAGCGAGGACAAACACCAAGAAAGUUGGUCAAACGAAGGAAUAUUUCUGAAGUACGAUUUAAUAUUUAUUUAUUAGUUUAUUGUCGACGUAUUUAUUUCUUUAAAAAAAUGAACGGAGUGACGAGAAGUCUGUGCACGUUCGAAGACAUCAGAAGUCAAGAAUAUGGGGACGGGUGCAGGAGACUGCGGCUCACACUUCACAACCAGAGCCCAACGGAGAGGAGCAGAGAGCAGCACAGGGAUAAGCCUAUCGGACGAGCUUUUGCACUGGUGCAGCCGCCCAUCAACAGGACAUCUCUGACUCCAGAGCCGGUCAAAUCUACAGAGGAGCAGGUGGAAGUUAUCAAGGUUUAUUUAGAGGCACGCAAACAAGAGCAGCAGAAGCACGAUCAGAGCCUGAAGAUGCUGUCGGAUGAAGUUUCACAGAUACAGGAGGUGAGGUACUGCCUGAAGACACUGAGGGAGCAGAUGGCAGCCAAAAGCAAGCCCCACACAAAUGGGUGGAAAGUUGGUGUUCCCUUUAAAAAGAGCUCAUCCACUUCCAAAGCUGGACCUAAAGCUGAUGGGCAGGACGCAGAUGAAGAAGCAGAGAGAAACAAGCUGAGGGAGGUCAGUAAGCGCUUGUAUGCACAGCUCCAGGAGGCAGAAAAGAAGCACCAAGAGGAGAAAGAGAAGCUUCAGGCUGAAGGCAGCAUGCUGAGGGAGCAUUUGAGCAGCCAAGAGCAGAAGUUAAAGAUUGCAGAAGAAGUCAACGAGAAGAAAGACCAGCGCAUAGAGGAGCUGCAGAGGCUGCUUGGAGGGAUGGAGCAGGAGAGUGCCACUCUGAGAGAAGCCAUCCGCAACCGGGAGGAGGAACUACGUGAGCUGCAAAAGCUGAGAGAGGAGGGCCAGAAAGGGGACCUGAGGGCAGAGCAGCUGGAGAAGGAGGUGGCUGUUCUCAAAGAAAAGAUCCACCAUCUGGACGACAUGCUGAAAUGCCAGCAGAGGAAAGUCAGACACAUGAUUGAGCAGCUCCAGAACUCUCGCAUGGUGAUCCAGGAGAGGGACCGUGUGAUCAAAGACCUAGAGGAGAAAGUGGCUUUCUUAGAGGCGGAGAACCGAGAGAUGCAUGACCAGAUGGACUACUUCCUGGGAGGGCAGAGGUCAAAUUCUUACCUUUCAUCAGAACGCAACCCCCAGAUUGUCUACAGUAGACCACUCAAGCCGUCCACCUCCUCCAGCAAACCACUCCCUUUCAUCAAAGUCAUCGAGAUCAAGUCAUGAAGCGACUGAGCAGCAGAAACACACAGAAGGUGUCCAGAACCGCCAAACGCUUUCAACACAGACUGAAACCACACAGCAAAACAUCUGAUUCAUGAAUGUCUGGGAUGUCAGAGCUGAUACUUCUUGGACUGCAACUAUGUCAACACUUAAAGUGGUCAACCACAAACACGUAUGAAGGAGCCUGUAUAUGUUAGCUUUACUGUAGAUAGGCUGGCUGAACUCAGUCACCUGAUGUACAUUUGAAGUUAUUAACAAUGUUCUUUGUGUGUUUCCUUCUCCUGCCCUGUUUCAAUCACUUUUAUAACCUCUGAGUUUACGACAUUGACGUUGUAUUGAUACAGAAAUGUGGGGCAAAGUGCAGAUGUUUUUGCCAAAGUGGGUUAGGACAUUGUAAAGUUCAUAUUCAGGAAUGUAGCAAAUGAAGCAAACUAAGCUAGAGCUUCAUGUAAAAAUCAUUAACAAGUUGACCUAUAUACUGCCUUUUCCUUCUCAUUAGUCACUUAUUUAUGACUUUAUUCACUUUCUUGAGUGAAUGGUAAACUGCUCCAAGUGUGUAAAUACUGACCGUAGCCUGUAGAAAGUUAAACAUGCGCAGAAGAGAGCUGUUUUUACAUAAAAACUAAUUUCUAAAGCCCUGAACAGUAUGGCACUUCAUGACAAUGUGAGGAAGCAGAGGAAAAAUGAAUGUGUCAAAUUUCGACGUAUCUGCUUCAUUAAAGUGUCAUUUCUCCUCUAAAUAUUCUUGUAAAGCAUUUCAUUUCAGUGCGGUUAUGUAUAGAGUCAUUUUGUUUUGUAUAUAAUAUUAAUGAACAUGUUUUGAUGUUUUAACUUCUAACAGAUUCCUCCUUUGUAUUUAUUUAUACUAAAAAAACUAGAAAGAUUGUGUGAUAGAUUUUUAAAGAAGUACUUCAUAAUCUGUUUUUUUUUUUUUUUUUGUGGUUUUCAGAAUAAAUGAUGUAAAAUAAA